AUGGAGGUUUGUGCUUCAGGUUGCAACGUGUACAUAUCGGAAGGAUUGAGAUCUACUUUGGUGCAGCAGCUGAAGGUAUGUGCUGACAAAUGUAUCUCAGGGAGUGCACUCGUGCACACAUUCGUCGACAAGCCCUAUAAUCGCACAGGCUUCACUCUAGUGUCACCAGCUCCACAUGAGCUUGCAGGCAGUGUCGUGCGGCUGGCCAGGGCUGCCUUGGAAACAAUCGAUCUGCGCUCGCAUGCAGCCAGUCAUCCUCGCCUGGGAGUAGUGGACCACAUUUCUUGCCACCCCCUGGGCAGGGAUGCAGCGCUGACUGCUGCAGCAGAGACAGCCAGAUCCAUAGGGACACAGCUUGGAGAGGGCGAGCUUGCGGUGCCUGUGUUCCUGUAUGGGUCAGCAGGGAGUCAGCAGCGCUCACUGGCAGACCUCCGGAGAGCAUGCGGCUACUUCAAAGGGUCAAAGCAGGGGGCAUUUAAGGGGGCAUCUGAGAUCAGCAUGCCAGCCGGCAUGCGGCCAGACUUUGGGCCAAGCGAACUCGAUCCCAGGAGAGGCCUUGCCACAGUAGGGGCGCUUCCCUGGGUGGUCAACUUCAAUAUUCUUCUACAGACAGAUGACCUGCAGCUCGCGCGCCAGAUAGCCAGGGCCGUCAGCGGCCGCGGUGGCGGCCUACCCAGCGUGGAGGCCAUGGCUCUGCCGCAUGAAGAGGGUGAAAUCCUGGGGAUUGAGAUUGCUUGCAACCUGCUCGAUGUGGCGGUUUCGCCAACAGAAGCUGUGGCAGCGAGCGUGCAGGAGCAUGCAGACAGGCAUGGCAUCACUGUUGGCAGAGGGUAUAUGACAGGAAAGACCCCGGAAGAACUUUGCAGUCUUGCAGAGCAAGCUUUAGCAGAUCGAACAUCAAAUUGA
This is a messenger RNA of Coccomyxa subellipsoidea C-169, 906 nucleotides long. RefSeq names its product Formiminotransferase. NCBI's taxonomy places the organism in Eukaryota, Viridiplantae, Chlorophyta, Trebouxiophyceae, Coccomyxaceae. The coding region runs from base 1 to 906 and encodes 301 amino acids. The record is from RefSeq and is a predicted model, not a curated record. Gene Ontology annotation, molecular function: transferase activity; folic acid binding. The transcript has 6 exons.